UCGUCUUCCUCCUCGCUUUUGUUUUGUCCCGUGCGGGCGAGUGAUGCUUCCCGGUUCCCACCACCACCGCCAUCCAUGUGGCGCAUCUCCGCUUGCUUUAUAUAGCCCCCGCGCGGCCACCUCUCCUCCGCCUUCGUCUUCCACACACGCCAUUCUCGCCCUCUCUUCGCGAUCGUGGGCUUUAGUAUGGCUGUGCAUGCGCACUAUGGUGGUGGAGGGAUGGGGAUGGCUGGGGUGGUUGUUCCGCAGGCGAUGUGCUUGCCGCGCGGGUUGGAGGUUGAUCUGGCGGUGGAGGCGCAGGAGUUCGGCGGGAUGUUCUGCGGUGUGGGUGGUUAUGCCGCUGGUGGGUAUGACUGCGCCGCCGCGGUGGUGAGCGGCGCGGCGCAGAGCGAGCUGACAUGUAACAACGGUGGCAGUGGUGGUGGGGUGGUGAUGUCGAGGAAGAGGGAGAGGGAGAUGGUGGAGCAGUAUGUGGCGUCGUCGGCGGCGCUGCUGCCGAUUCCGGGGAUGACGAAGGCGGCGGCGGUUGCGCCGGUGUGUCGGGUUGUGGAGUCGGCGAUGACGUCGACGAGCGGGCGGCCGGCGGCGGCGGUGGGGGAUGCGCUGGUGACGGAGCUGUGCCUGCAGAGCGCGGAGAUCGACGCGGUGGUGCGGAUGGAGUGCGAGCGGAUGAGCGCCGGGCUGGAGCAGGCGCGGAAGCGGCAGUGCCAGGCGCUGGUCCGCGCGGCGUCGGCGUCUGUGGCGCGGCGGCUGCGGGAGAAGGAAGCGGAGCUGGAGGCCGCGCGCCGCCGCGCGGCCGAGCUAGAGGAGCGGCUCCGGCAGGCGGCGGCGGAGAGCCAGGCGUGGUGCGGGCUUGCCCGCAGCAACGAGGCCGUCGCGGCGGGCCUCCGCGCCACGCUCGACCACCUCCUCCGCGCGGCGCCGGCCCCGGCCGCCGAGGGAUUCGGCGACUCCGGCCCCCUCGCCGCCGCGGCCGCGGCCGACGACGCCCAGUCCUGCUGCUUCGAGACAACAAACCCCCACGGCGCCACCGCCCCAGGCGACGACGCCGCCACCUCCCCGGCCGCCGGCGGCAAGUGGUCCUGCAAGUCGUGCUCCGAGCGCGACGCCACCGUGCUGCUCCUCCCCUGCCGCCACCUCUGCCUCUGCAAGGCGUGCGAGCCCAGGCUGGAUGCCUGCCCCGUCUGCCUCGCCCCCAAGAACGCCUCCGUCCACAUCGCCACCAACUGACUCCGCUCCAGAUGAGUAAUUAGCCAGGAGAUUAGUUUAGGCAAUUAGGAGAAAUGAUCCAGUUCGUUCUGUUCUUUUGGUGAAAAAAAAGGAGAGAAAUUAGUAGUAUAUGGUUCUAAUUCCAUUGGGGUUUUUUGUGUUCAUAUCCUCUGCUGUAAAAUUACCGCCCAGUGGAAAUUUUCAUCACCAUCACUUCUCGGUCAAGGAAAUUACACUUAGUAGAA
Oryza brachyantha (malo sina) is the source of this 1454-nucleotide messenger RNA. Its product is annotated as E3 ubiquitin-protein ligase BOI-like. The transcript has a single exon. NCBI's taxonomy places the organism in Eukaryota, Viridiplantae, Streptophyta, Magnoliopsida, Poales, Poaceae. The coding region runs from base 187 to 1230 and encodes 347 amino acids. Gene Ontology annotation, molecular function: ubiquitin-protein transferase activity. The record is from RefSeq and is a predicted model, not a curated record.